Molecule: messenger RNA, 343 nt
Organism: Truncatella angustata
Lineage: Eukaryota; Fungi; Ascomycota; Sordariomycetes; Amphisphaeriales; Sporocadaceae
Exons: 2
Coding region: 87-281 (64 amino acids)
Source: RefSeq, a predicted model, not a curated record
UGUAUCAAGUCAUCAUGGUGAGUACCAGCAUGAUCUCGGGUAAUCUUUUAGGGCACUGGAAACUCGCGCUUCGCUAACCGCGUCAUAUGAUCUUUCAUUUUAGAGCGUCAGCCAUUGCGUUUUUGUCUGUCGUAGCCUGCGAAGAUGAUGACACAGUUCGAAACAAUCUGGAGGAGCAUGGUGAUUCAAAACUGUCCUUUUACCCCAGCUCGCGCCACGGUCGAUAUUUUGUACAAUGGAGUGGAGAUGGCUAUCGACUAUUCUUCAUAAGGCCAAUCUGAAUGGGUAGCAUAGUGCAGUUGGACGAAGUCCCGCAAUCGCAACGUCGCAACGUCGCAUGCGU